Messenger RNA from Oncorhynchus keta (chum salmon), 3052 nucleotides. Its product is annotated as etoposide-induced protein 2.4 homolog. Lineage: Eukaryota; Metazoa; Chordata; Actinopteri; Salmoniformes; Salmonidae. Gene Ontology annotation, biological process: macroautophagy. Gene Ontology annotation, cellular component: endoplasmic reticulum. The transcript has 11 exons. The coding region runs from base 309 to 1334 and encodes 341 amino acids. The record is from RefSeq and is a predicted model, not a curated record.
CUCUGAUGAAGUUCAACUUCAGUGGACACAACUUUUAGCUAUCAUUCCACACCACACUACACCUCCCACAAUCCCCUUGGUUGGAGGUUGCCCAAUACACAAAUUACGGGCCAGGGGUUGGUUUGUUGUGGCAGAAAAAAGAGCUAAAGAAACAGUCAUAAAAAAAAGUGAAGAUAAUAUUUCAGGGAAAGUGUCGCAUGAGCUUUCCUGUGUGGUGUUGCUGGGUGUUACCCUCCCUGCCAUGAGAGCUGACCAGGUCCCCAGCCACCCCUCCUUCUGCAGUUGAUGGAUCUGCAGCUGGUCUGGAGAUGACAGACAGCAUCAGGGCCUUCCUCCGCAAUGUUGCGACGGGGAUUAAGGACUCCAUUUUGGGGAUUGGAACUAUCUCCAAGCUGGAUGCCCGCAUCCAGCAGAAAAGGGAGGAGCAGCGGAGGAGGAGAGCCAGCGGGGCCCUGGCUCAGAGACGGGCCCAGAGUGAGGAACGCAAACAGGAGAGUGAACCCAAAUUAGCCAGUAGGAUUUUUCAGUGCUGUGCCUGGAAUGGGGGAGUGUUCUGGCUCAGUCUGUUCCUCUUCUACCGGGUGUUUAUUCCAUUGCUGCAGACUCUGACAGCAAUAAUCAUCGGUGACCCCUCUCUCCAUGGCAACGUCUGGUCCUGGCUGGAGUUCAUAUUGACCUCUGUGUUCAGUGCUCUCUGGGUGCUCCCUCUGUUUGUGCUCAGCAAGAUAGUCAACGCCAUCUGGUUCCAGGACAUAGCUGACCUGGCCUUCGAGGUGUCUGGUCGGAAAGCCCAGCCCUUCCCCAGCGUCAGUAAGAUCAUCGCUGACAUGAUCUUCAACCUCCUCCUCCAGGCUCUCUUCCUCAUUCAGGGUAUGGUUGUGAGUCUCUUCCCCAUCGACGCUAUUGGACAGAUGGUCAGCCUUCUCCACAUGUCUCUGCUCUACUCCCUCUACUGCUUUGAGUAUCGCUGGUUCAACCAUGGCAUUGAGAUGCACCAACGGCUGUCCAACAUUGAGAGGAACUGGCCCUACUACUUUGGCUUUGGUCUCCCCAUGGCUCUGUUGACUGCCCUCCCCUCUUCAUAUAUAAUCAGUGGCUGUCUGUUCUCCAUCCUCUUCCCUCUGUUCAUUAUCAGCGCUAACGAGGCCAAAACCCCAACAAAGCUAUACCACUUCCAGCUGCGCCUCUUCUCUCUGGUUGUCCUGAUUAGCAACAAGUUGUUCCACAAGACGGUCCACCUGCAGUCCUCCCUGAACUCGUCCAUCUCCGCCGAGAAGCUGCCUACCUCUCCCCAAGCCUCUCCUGCCCGCCAGAGACCCCUGUCCACCCAGUGAUGGCCACCGGGGGGGGACAACAACGACAAGGGAGCUGCUCUGCUCAACUCAGUAAACCAAUGGAGCAGUUGAUUCUGUCUGUGGAAGGAUCUCUCUUAUCAGGACAGGAGGAGGAUGUUUGGUUUAAAGCUGGGUUUUAUUGUGAUUUUAACGAUUUUUACUAUGGCCAAUUUCAUAUUAUUUUGGAGCACAGGUCAGGUGUGUUUUUAAUGUGAAUGACGUGUAAGGAGAUUUAACUGCUGUGUGCCUCACACUCAAACACACAGGAUUCUUAUAUCUUAUUCUCAUUAAAAUGUUUUGUUUUAAUAGUUUUUUAUGUAAGAUGUGCCAUUUUAGUGCUUUAAAUUCAGCAAAAGCAGUCAUAUACAUUGUUUUUCUUCAUUUGUUUUUGUUCUGCUCGUUUUUAUUGCUACUCCAAUGUUUUGCUUGUUUAUUCUGUUUAUCACCCCGUGGCUGAUCCCAGACUGCUUUGUAUAAAACUCUUGAUGUGGAAGAGAAAAGGGAAAAGGGUUACAUUUUUGCCAGGACUCAUGUUAUGUUACUCUACAUUUUGAAUGACAGACAGAGCUUUAGACACUGGUCACACGAUCUUUGGUAUUCCUUUGUUUGAGGAAUCAGCACAGGGAUGCAGCCAGUGACUAGAUGUUCAUCAAAGCGUGUGUGACUAAAAUAAGCCCCUUCUCCAUUGAAGGGGGUGACAUGUUUGCGAUGUUCAAAAGUGGAGCACAAGAGUUGUGACAUGUACAUUUUUCUGUGUUGCAAGUGACAUUCCUUUCACACUGAUGGGACGUUGUCUUGUUAAUUUUUACAUUUUUAAAUUUGACCUUUAUUUAACCAGGCAAGUCAGUUAAGAACAUAUUCUUAUUUUCAAUGACGGCCUGGGAACAGUGGGUUAACUGCCUGUUCAGGGGCAGAACGACAGAUUUGUACCUUGUCAGCUAAUAAAUAGCUGUUUCUCUGUAAAGCCAGGGCGUCACUGAUACUCCUCUGGCCAGAAACCCAGGAAUAAUCUUGUGUAGUGUAAACAAAGGGAUACUUUUUUUGUUUUAUUCCUAUAAGUGCUUUCUUUAGACUAAUUGUAAUUUGUACACUUUCAGCAUGGGAGCUGGUCUAAACAUCCCACAAAAAAGAGCAUCCUUAAUUAAUCCAAAUAUAUCACUGGUUGUUGUGUGUAAAGUAAGGCUAGCUGUUUUGAAGAAGCUGUUUUCUAUAGUUGUGUAUUAGACAGACAGGUGAAGCUGUAUGACUCUGCUGCUUGGUCAGAUCAGAUGACACUGCCAAACUGCUUUAUCUACUACUUUGUUCGACUCACUUCUGCUUCGAUCAAUUGUACACAGAACACUGCAGUGUAGGUACUUGGAAGAUGUCACUGAGCUCCGUUCUGACUGAUUUUCUCUUGAAGGAAGUAAGGAAGGUGUAUAGUGCAUACCUUAACAGAUGGGAGAAGCCCUCUGUGUUUAUGUUCCCCUUUGAGCAGUGGCAAAUCCAAACGGGCUGUGAGGGAUUUUUGACAUAUCUCUUGGCUCUGAAUGUUCAACCAAAACCUCACCAUGGGGGUUACCAUCAAGCUUUUACCUAAUCUUAUCUAAUAGGUUGGGGGGGGCAGUAUGUAAUAAUUGUAAGUGCAUAGUAUUUAUGUAUCCAGAUUGAUAUAUGUGAGUGAGAUUUUGUAAAAGUAUUAUGCCUAAUUUCAAUAAAAUUGGUCAGUAUACACUACA